AUGGAAGAAGAGGAAAUAUGCAGAGUGUGUCGAGGUGAAGGCACAGUGGAAGAACCCUUAUACUACCCGUGCAAAUGCUCGGGCAGCAUUCGCUUUGUUCACCAGGAAUGUUUAAUGGAUUGGCUAUCACACAGCAAGAAAAAAUAUUGCGAGCUAUGCAACUACUACUACAAGUUCACACCCAUUUACAAGAACGACAUGCCAGCAUCUAUACCCAAGAGAAUCUUUAUAGGCCAUUUUAAGAGCAUGCUGUGUGUGGUGACCAAAUGGACGCUGCGCGCAUCUCUGGUUGCCUUUAUCUGGCUGGGUGUAGUGCCAUAUUUCGCAGUGUGGAUCUGGAGGUUCUACUUUUGGAAUACUGAUGCUACCAGCUAUUUGUUUAGCAAGUUGUUUUCUCCAUCAAUACUGCAAAAUACCACCUUGUCGACCAGCAGCCACCAGAGUCGAGAGCAGGAGAAUGUAUGGAAAAACGUCAUGUUGGAUUGCUUGCAGGGAUGGCUGAUUUCGACUGUGGUUACCACUGUAUUCAUCGCUGGAUUUCUCUUGAGAGAAUGGGUGCUUCAAAACGUGCCUACAGAACUACAUGAAAUGGACGAGGAGGAAGAACAAGCAGAAGAAGAGGCAGUGGUGGAACCGAUAGAUAGACCAGAAUUACCAGAAGCAGCAGUUGUUCCAGAAGAAGUGCUACUACAACAACAGGAACAUGUGCCGAGAGUACGCAGAGGCAGAAUCAACAAUGCGAGGCGGCCACCCUUGGUUCAAGAGCCUUCCGACUAUGAGAAUUUGGAAGCCAUGUGGUUGAUGGAUGAAGCUCAAGCAUCACCGCCAUUACACAGGCGAGGAAACAGAGCAGGAAGAGAUCCAUUUGAUUUAGACCAAGAUUCGGAACAAGACGACGACGGUGGUGAAGACGAUGAUGGCUAUUUUGAUGAAUCAGAGGAAGAUGAGCCAGUGCAUCCUGAAAGAGUGCGUGAAAUAUUGGAUACCAUCCAAAGACAUCAGCAACAACAACAGCAACAAGAGCAACAGCAACAACAACAGCAACAAGAGCAAGCCAAUAUACCCAACGAUCAAGUAGUAAUGGAUGCAGUGGACGUUCAUGUGGCUCCUGUAGAUGGCAAUGUACAUCAAAAUCAAGCAAAUGGAGUAGCUGGAGGACCUGAAGAUAUAGACGGUCUUUUGGAGAUCAUUGGCAUGAAGGGAAGCAUUUACAUGCUGUUUCAAAACUCUGGGCUCAUGACACUGUUGAUGAGUCUCUGUCUGGGUGCCGGUGUAUGGGUUCCUUACACCAUGGGGGUAGUUUUUAUCACAAUACGUCCCUGGGAAGGUGUGCUCUUACUGACUGAUCUCGUGCGUAGCCUGUCAGAUCCCAUUUUGGAUGGCAUGUAUGAUCUCUGGCUGGACUUUUACACUCAGUUGGGCCCUGUAGCGCAAUGGAUACCAUCAUGGACACCUACUGUGAUCAAGUCUAUUAUGCUCACUGCUAUACAAAUUGGACAAACACUGAUCACCUUCUUUUCAACCGGCAUGUCGCAUACAAAUGUUCCUAUUGCGUCCAACGACAACAUGUUACUAAUGGAUCCAGCAACCGUGCAGUCGUACAGUGUGUCAUUAUGGUAUGAUAUCAUCUCUUUCUGGAACUACAUCAAGCCCUUGUAUCAAUCCUCGUUUGCCUACUUUGUCCAGAUGCCCACAGGUGAUACAGCCAUGGAUCGAGCAGGCUGUAUCGCUACUGGCUACAUUGUCCUUGUUGUCAUUGGCUCCAUGUACCUGUCCAAAACUCGUAGCAUGUAUGCCCGCAUUGGCCGUACAGCAAGCCGUCAAAUCAUUCGUCAGCUUGGUAUCCUGCUCAAGGUAGCCUUUUUUGUUUUUAUGGAGCUUACGGUGUUUCCUCUGGGAUGCGGUCUCUUGCUGGAUUGUGUAGCACUUUCGUUAUUCUACAAGAUUGGCGGAGGAGGAGGAGCUGCUGGCCAUCUGUUGGCUAUCCACAAACGUAUGACAUUUCUCAAGGAAAACGUAGCAAGCUCCAUCUUUAUGCACUGGGUGAUAGGCACAGGGUUCAUGUUCCUGUUCACUACCAUGGUUACAUUUUGCCGUGACAUUGUAAGACCUGGCGUUAUUUGGUUCAUUCGAGACCCCAAUGACCCUCAGUUCAGCCCUAUCAAAGAGUUGGUGAAACGGCCAGUGUUUGCACAGUUACAAAAGAUAUGCCUAAGUGCUCUCAUCUAUGGCUUUGUCAUCGAAUUCGGUGUAGGUGGCCUGGUCGCUGCGAUCGGUGCCAUAUUUGACGGUAUCUUACCACUGAAAUGGAGUUAUACACAACCUCUGACUACCAUUCCAAUUGACUUGCUUGUCGUCAUGCUGGUGGUGCCUGCCAUGGUUGACUAUUUCGACCCAAAACAAGCACUGGAGAAAACAAUGACUCGAUUGACUACAUGGCUGUGCCACCAGCUCCGUCUGACAUCUUUUCUAUUGGGUGGAAGGCCAAUUAACGAGGAGGGUUACAUUUAUUACAAAACCUGGAGGGCCUGGAUUCAACGCCCCGAGUUGAAGAUUGCUACGCUCUACCAUCAAGAUGCUGCUGAUGACAGUAACAACGACAACAACGAUGAUGCUGAUUUGACCACAUUCAUCAGAAAUGGAAUACUUGUCCGUGCGCCGAAACAUGAUGGUGCCCGAUACGUCCCUGGACGUCGCAUGCUGGUUCCCGUUGACCCGAUCACAUUAGAAGCGCUAGAUCCAACUGAAAGAAGUUUAGGCCAUCCUGCAGUCGCUGCAGUAGGAACAGAUUCCGAUCAACAACAACAACCCCAAGAUGAAGAAGAGCAUACAACCAUUGUGUAUUUACCACCUCAAUUCAAGUUACGCAUGGCCAUCUUCAUGUCUGUCAUGUGGAUCUCAUGGAGCGCACUUUUGUGCUAUGUGUUUGUGGGCCCAAUUGCUGUUGGUAGAUGGCUGUUUGAAUAUGUGGGUAUUGUCGCUGAACCUGGAAAGAAGAUUCAUGAUAUUUACGCUUACUUUAUCGGUGGAUCUGCUAUGAUCUUGGUCGGAGUCUUGGUCAAAAGGGUCAAAUCGAGCGUUUCAAAUUUCUCGACAUUUGACAUGAGCCAUGUCCUCAAAAUGAUCAGUUGGGUAUUUAAUUUUACAGUAAUUAGUAUUUCAUUUGGCUUGAUCAUCCCUCUCAUUUUGGGUCUCAUGCUGCAAUUCUACUUGAUUAUACCAUGUCAGCAUUGGGGUUCCAGGGCGCCAGUCAUCGAUGUGUUUUCUAUUUAUACAAACGGCCUCGUCUGUUUGACACUAGCACACGGCAUCGUAUCUGUAUUACCGAAUCAAACACUUACACAAUCGCUCAACAGGCUCAAGGCAAAUGGCAUCCGUCGCUUUGACUUGAGUAGGGAAAUGAAGGAUGUCAUUGGCCCCAUAGUGCUCAAUGGCUUGAAAGCGAUUUUGCUUCCAUUUUCCAUUGCCCUGGUUCAAAACUGUCUUGAUCAUGAUAUGACAAACCAAGUUAGAUUUCUUCAAAUGAUAUAUCCAACUGUACUUAUUGGCUUGGUUUUGUAUUACUUUAGUAACGCAUUUACCAAGUUCGGACAACGAUGGAGUCAAUCGGUUCGGGAAGACCAUUACUUGGUUGGCAGAGUGCUACACAAUAAUGAGGAUCCUGCAGCUUCUACUACCACACCAGGUCCUUCUUGA
Mucor velutinosus is the source of this 3696-nucleotide messenger RNA. RefSeq lists its product as uncharacterized. The record is from RefSeq and is a predicted model, not a curated record. Gene Ontology annotation, molecular function: zinc ion binding. Lineage: Eukaryota; Fungi; Mucoromycota; Mucoromycetes; Mucorales; Mucoraceae. The transcript has 9 exons. Gene Ontology annotation, cellular component: endoplasmic reticulum membrane. Bases 1 to 3696 code for a protein of 1231 amino acids.